Molecule: messenger RNA, 1533 nt
Organism: Drosophila sulfurigaster albostrigata
Lineage: Eukaryota; Metazoa; Arthropoda; Insecta; Diptera; Drosophilidae
Exons: 6
Coding region: 1178-1525 (115 amino acids)
Source: RefSeq, a predicted model, not a curated record
UGCAUUACUUAAACAGAUAAAUGCGAAUAUAAAUCCAUCAACAAUCAAUUCAAAUCGGUAUUUUUUUUAUCAAAUAUAGUAUUAGCGCUUAAUGUGUUUUGAGAUAAUUUAAAAUGAAAUGCCAACGCAUAAUUAUAUGUACAAAUAUUUCUCAGUUAAGCGAAAAGCGAUUAGUUUUAAAUUCAUUAUUAAACUGCGAGAUGUUGAUGUACAAACUACUCUGGAGUUGCAUGGGAUUUGUUAUGUGCACGGCUCAUGUGACUUUCACGAAUUUGAAGUGCACCUUUUUGAAUGAAAGCUUGGGUGAGUUCAAAAUUUGUCGCAUCAGAGCUGUUAAUCGCACACACAAAUAUAUUUCGAUGUAUGCAAAACCCAAAAUCAUACUUGAUGAUAUAACUGGUAAUAUGAAAAUAAUGCGCUUUGAUUAUGGAUAUAAGCCUUUCUUCAUUGACAUAACAAUUGAUGUUUGCAAGUAUCUGAAGAAUCCACAGAAUGUCAUUGUCACGACAUUCUACAACACAUUUAAAAAAAUGUCCAAUAUAAAUCAUACUUGCCCCUAUAAGCAUGAUGUUAUUAUUGAUAAAGUGUGGACUGGAAAUCUCGAAAAUGAUUUCAGCAGAUAUUUACCCAUACCAAAUGGCGACUAUGCAAUCUAUUGCACUUUUAAUGUUUCUAAUGUUGAACUCGUCAAAAUAUUUAUUUAUGUACGAAAAAGUUGAGUUGCAUUUAUCAAUUCAAUACUAACUCACAAAUCUUAUAUUAAUGACAAAAUAUAUUAAAUUCAUUUUAUAAUUAAAGAACUUUAAGUUUAUUUUUGUGCAAUUAACAAGUUAACUUUCCGUGAACAACAUCUAAAUUUGAAUUUGAUUGUUUAUACUAUUUUAUUCAUCAUUUGUAUGUGGUUUUAAAAUAUUGUAUUUUCAUUAUUUGGUUUAUGUGUUGUGAAAGAGCAUGUUUAAAAUAUUUCUGCCAGUUUUUGCCAUAGGAUUUCUAAUGGUGAGUAAGAAUUGGUAUUUGGAGUGUUCUUAAGCUUUAUUUGUUAUAGUCCACGGCUCACGUGACUUUCACAAAUCUCAAGUGCGGCUAUAAGAAUAAAUCCAUAGGACAAUUUCAUCACUGCGAUAUUAAGGCCGUUAAUCGUACCCACAAGUAUGUUUCAGUAUAUGGAAGACACAACAUGAGAAACAUUAAUAAUGCUACAGUAAAUAUAAAGCUAAUGCGUGACAACCAUGGCUAUAAGCCCUACUUCUUUAACUUGACUUUUGAUGGCUGCAAUUAUAUGAAGAAUCAAAAGAAUCCUUUUAUCAAUCUGUUCUACAAACCUUUGAAGGAGACUUCGAGUUUUAAUCACUCUUGUCCCUAUGGUGAAGAAAUCAUUGUGGACAAACUGUGGACUGGAAAUCUUGAGGUAGACUUUCUCAAAUAUUUGCCUAUAUCAAAUGGCAACUAUGCGAUAUUUUUCACCAUUUACGUUUACAAUGUUGAACUAUUUUAUGUGCACAUUUAUUUACAAUUAAUGGAUUAAAUGAAUAA